Messenger RNA from Aptenodytes forsteri (emperor penguin), 4971 nucleotides. It is a transcript of the gene TCP11L1, whose product is annotated as t-complex 11 like 1. Gene Ontology annotation, biological process: signal transduction. Lineage: Eukaryota; Metazoa; Chordata; Aves; Sphenisciformes; Spheniscidae. The record is from RefSeq and is a predicted model, not a curated record. The transcript has 9 exons. Bases 8 to 1561 code for a protein of 517 amino acids.
ACUGAAAAUGUCUCAGAAUCCUGACAAGCCACAUUCAAGUGAAGAAAAGUUGAGUGGUUUGGAGGAUGGUCAAGAGGAGAGCUUGGACAACCCGGAUCAGUCUAUCAGAAAAAGAAUACGACAGGGUGCUCCAGGGUCACACAGAGAUGAUACACCGAAGUCUAGUCCUCCUCGUCCCGUGUCAAUAGAAGAGCUCAUGGAAACAGCUAAGGGAGUAACCAACAUGGCAUUAGCACACGAAAUUGUUGUUAAUGGAGACUUCCAGAUAAAACCAGCUGAAUUACCAGAACACAGCUUAGAAAAAAAAGUAAGAGAUAUUGUGCAUAAAGCUUUCUGGGAUUGUCUGGAAGCUCAGCUAAAGGAAGAUCCACCGACAUAUGACCAUGCAAUUAAACUGUUGGGAGAAAUUAAAGAGAAUCUCCUGUCCUUCUUGUUGCCUGGUCAUACUAGACUGAGAAGCCAGAUUACAGAAGUUCUUGAUCUGGAUUUGAUAAAACAGGAGGCAGAGAAUGGCGCCCUUGACAUUUCUAAGUUGGUCGAAUUUGUUAUUGGGAUGAUGGGGACUCUCUGUGCUCCAGCUCGAGAUGAAGAAAUUAAGAAACUGAAAGAUAUUAAUGAAAUAGUUCCUCUGUUCAGAGCAAUUUUCUCUGUAUUAGACCUAAUGAAAAUGGAUAUGGCAAACUUCGCUGUCAGUAGUAUUAGGCCAAAAUUAAUGCAGCAGUCUGCUGAAUAUGAAAGAAAGAAGUUUCAGGAGUUUCUUGAGAAACAGCCAAAUUCUUUAGACCUUGUCACAAGGUGGUUACAAGAAGCAGCAGAUGAUCUUGCAAAGCUGAGAUGUAAAAUGUUGCCUCCCCACUGUAGUGGUGAUGGUGCCACUGGUGGAGCUUCCGCCUUGUGCUCCACUGCUGUACAAAAUCAGGCCUAUCUGAAGCUCCUAAAGUGGGAUCAUGUAAACAGGCCUUUUCCAGAAACAGUGCUGAUGGACCAGACCCGCUUUCAGGAAAUACAGCUGGAGCUGGAGCAGCUCCUCUUGACUGGGACUGUCCUUCUGGUCACGUUCAGUGCAGCAGGCUCAGCACUCGUUGAUAUGCCUGGGUUUGCUGAGAAAAUCAAAACCAUUGUCAAGGUGCUGCUGACAGGAAUGCAUCUUCCCUCCUUUAACCUGCAGGAAUCUUUGGCCACCAUCGGUGAAAAGGUGUGUGCUGAAGUUAACAGCUGCCUUUCCCAGCAUGGGUUUGCACCAUUCUCAGCUGAGAGAGAGACUGGACUUAAAGGACAAAUCCAAGCAGCGGCCAAUCCGGAUAACACCAUAUCCAAGCUAAUAGAUUCUCGAAUUGAAAAGUUUCUGGAGAAUUAUCUUGCAUCUAGUCACCAGAAAUCGUUACCUGCUAUUCCUGGAGGAUUAGGCCCUAUUCAAAGAGAGCUGGAAGAGAUUGCUGUCAAGUAUGUUCGUCUUGUCAACUACAACAAAAUGGUCUUCAGCCCUUACUAUGAUGCAGUCCUUGGCAAAAUACUGACUAAGGGAGAAUCCCAACUUGUAGGGAAGUCAGAAGAAUCAUAAAACCAGUUUGUAUGCUACCAAUACGGUAUUGUCAGCGAUUUUAAAAAAUUGCACUAAUAUUUGUCUAGGAAAACAGCUUUCCAUGUAAAUACUGGUUCCUUUUAAUUCACGAGUGGUGAUUGAUGAGGAAAAUAGAUGAGAUGCAAAAGGGGUUCUGAAGUAAAUGAUGAAAGAGAGAUGCAUUUUUAAUGUAAGUAUGCAACCUGGGGGGGGAUGUCUUGGUAGUUUUCUGGCUGCAAUUUUUAGAUUUUUGAGCUGAUGCUAGGUAGGACAAGUGUAAGAACCAAACUUGGUAGUUAAGUAAGUAAGUGGCUCAUUUUAGGGCAUUUUACUCUAAUUUACCGUGAAUUUAGUUUGACUAAUCCAGAGUAGAUUAGCAAUGGUCCUUUCCAGAAGGGGUGAUUUGGCUUUAAAAAAAAAAAAUCUUACUUUAAAGACUUAGGAAGAAAGCUAAAAUUCUAGAUAAGAGAAACUUUAACAGGCAAAAAACAAAGCCAAACAGCACUUUAUUGUAACAUUAUGGUUAGUAUGGUAGGCUACUAGUUUUUUCUGCAUUUUACUGCAUUUUUAAUAGCCUUUUUUUGCUGUUUAUCUGCAGAUGUUACAAAACACAUAAUAUAUUUUUGUAGCAAAUUUUCUGGUUAUUGGGUAACUGUCCUCUGCUAUGUACAGUACUUACAAAGGUGGCAAUCUUAUAGAUUGCAGCUGUAUUUAUCUCUUGUAAAGAGUUCAGAAGGGCAGAGCUAAAACAUUUUGAUAAAAGUGGCAUUUCUUACCUUUUUUUUGCUAGUAGUUUACUCCUUUUUAUGUGAAAUACUAAUUUUAAAGUAAAUCUUUGUCAUUUUCAGAAGGUGGGUUUAAAGUGUGUGAAACUUUAGGCUGAAAAUUUUACUUGUUUUUUUAAAACUACAACUGGAGAUGAUUGCAUAUUCAAUCAUGUCUUCAAAAAUAUCCAGGAAGUGCAGAGCACUAUCGGAAGUAGAAGUGAUUUUAACGUACUGUGAGGAGUGAAUGGUUUAAUGUUAGUUUGCAUAUACAGGGAAUAUUUUCAGUAGAAGAUUUUUUUCACUUUGUAGAGGCGUACUUGAAACUUAAAAUAUUUGUAGGUCUUGAAUUUAAUUAGCUACAUGUUGUAUAGAUGAGUGUUCACAGAAGAGCUCGAUGAUCUUACAGCCUUGUUGCAAUUUCAGACUCAGCUAGGAGGUAAGUACAUUUGAAAUUUUCCUCUAGUUGAGCACAACGCUGUAUUACAGUAAUCAAAAUUUGAUGAUUUUGAAAGCAAAGUUCAUAGUUAUAAACAGUGUGUCCCAAGUACUAGACUACCCAAAAUUGAAUGUGUUGUUGUCUUUAAAAAAAACCCAACAGGUUACGUAAAAUAAAUCAAGGGCCCUUUUAUUGCUAACAUCCAGGUUCUUUCUAUUAUUUUGGUUGACUGAUAGAUUAAUAAAACUUCUCGAAGGAAGCACUUGAUUAUGAAUCAGUGUUGAUGCUUCCCUUUCCUGUUUUCCUUUAAAUGUCAGUGUGGCUAUAGCUGCACUAACUUUGAGUUUGGAGGAAGGUGGGAUAAGUAAGACCUUUUAUUCUGUAUUAGCCUAUGCAACUAUAAAAUAAAUCUUUUCUCAUUCAUUACAAACCCCCUUCCCCAAGGGAAAAAACCCCACCAAAACCCUGGAAGAGAUCACCAGCUCAGACAAGUGAUUUUUCUCUCGGCUAAGUGUACUCAGAUAGUAAAAUGGAUGUCUCUCUCUGAAUCUUUCUUUGAUAACUCAAAAAUGAGUAGGUUGGUUAGCCAGAAAAAAAGUUCUGAGUAGGUUUUUGGUGUGGUCUAUUUAAUUGUUUGAAUCAGCAAAGGAUACUACAGAGGUCUUCAAGAUUGCUGCAUCUGCUUACUGUACUUUGUUAUUAGUGCAGGAGCCACCUCAAAAUACAGCCUAUAGCUCUGCAGCUCCAAAAAAUUAAUUCAGUAGUCUGCGUAACAAGAGAGCUGCCAGAAACAUUAUUGCUAGAGAUAGGAAAAAAAAAAACAAACCCAAGACAAAGCUGUGGUCGUUUUUGUUAAAUGAGAGUUGCAGAAGUUAUAAAUUGCUGCUGUUAUUUUAUAUUUUAGUAUUGCCUAGAAGCUGCCUUUAAAGGCCCCUGUGAACUAUGCAUACUACAAAAAUUUAGAUGCUGUAGGGGAUGAUCUCAAGGAUGUGGGGAGGAACAACAUCAUGGGGAAACACCACACUUGGAAAAGGCUUUGAAAAGUAUGGGAGUGGUGCCAGAAUGAAUGGGACUGCAUUAUCAACAGAUAAAAUUGUACUUGCUUAAUCUAGGAGAUGGCUGCUCCCAGUUCUGGAAUUCAGGGUCCAGAAGUCCGUGACGGCCAACUCCUGCUUACUCUGACAUUGAAGCAUGGAUUGUCCUGCCACUAGUGCAUGCGUAGUGCUCGCAGGGUCGACACAGUAAGUCCCAUCUCUCCUCGCAGUAGGGGUUUGAUCCCAAGGCUUCACGUAGAAAAAAGCGCAGUACCCGCAUCUGGCUGGGAUCUCACCUUUGGGGGGUACAUGCUGUGGGAAGGAGUGCCUCCGUGGGUGGGUGCUGUAGGCCUUUCAGCAGUAAAGAUCUGAAGAGACUGUGAUAAGUGCCCACAAGUGCAAGUCAUGUUAGUGAUUUUCCCAGGUUGUUUUUUUAAUGCUGGUGGUUGACAAAUAGUUUCUCUACAUCCUCUUUAAAAGAAACAGGGAGAUACAAUUAAGUGGCAAAGCAAAACAGAAAUUCUAGGAUUGAUAAGGCCAGACCCUACCUCCACGUGAACAUUUAUGUGGUUACACAUACGCUGUUUCACCUUUUAGUCUGGUAGAUACAGCACUGGCCUACAGUCAUCUAUACUGCUGGCGGCGGGAAUGUUUUUCAAGUUGUCCGAGUAUCUGAAGUUCCUGUGGUCCGGGGCGAGGGGUUUCUUACGGUCUUAUCAGAGUGCAAUUCUGAGUAGUCAGUGGCAAGUUAAAAUCUAAAGUAUGCAUAGAAACUGCUUCGAAAGUUCAUACAGUGUUUUCGUUAGCUUGUUUGAAAAUAACAGGUUAAACUAUGUAGCUAAUAUAUUAACAUUUAGCUUUGUACAUUAAGUAAGUGGAAGACCAAUGCAGUUAUCCAGGAACAGAUUGUGUUAGCUAGUACUCCUGGACAAUCCACAUUAGAUAUAUGUACCGAGUUUGUCUUACGAUGCUGUCUUCUUUAAACAGUCAUGGAAUUACAAGCAAAAGUAUACUGUAUCCUCUAGAAAAAUGGAAAAAAAGCUAAUUCUAAUAUGUAUGCUCUGAUCAAUUUCCUGUGAUGGUCUUAUUAACAUUGCUUUUGAAGUGGCUGAGUAAUAUUUAAGAAGUAACUUGUUGUGUUUGAAUAAAACCAGAAUGAGGCAUGAUGUUAUG